This is a messenger RNA of Lipotes vexillifer (Yangtze River dolphin), 6420 nucleotides long. RefSeq names its product tight junction protein 1 (gene TJP1). Gene Ontology annotation, cellular component: bicellular tight junction; plasma membrane. Gene Ontology annotation, biological process: cell-cell junction organization; protein localization to cell-cell junction; positive regulation of blood-brain barrier permeability. The transcript is spliced from 29 exons. Gene Ontology annotation, molecular function: cell adhesion molecule binding. The record is from RefSeq and is a predicted model, not a curated record. Lineage: Eukaryota; Metazoa; Chordata; Mammalia; Artiodactyla; Lipotidae. The coding region runs from base 1 to 6420 and encodes 2139 amino acids.
AUGCUAACAAACAGGAAACUCCGUCUCCAAGCCACUUCGGAAACUGGGCUUUUCCUUCCGCGACAGGGGUCGCGCCCGGACAGGAAGCUGACCAGCCGCUCGCCCCUCGCCCUCGUGGCCCCGCCCCCGCCUCGGCCCCGCCUCCCGCGCGCGGCCCUGCCCCUGCCCCGGCCCCGCCCCCCGGCCGGGCAUGCUCAGUGGGCCGGGUCGGGUUGGCAGGUUUGCGUGGCUGUCCGUGGUUGCCGGCGCCGGCUCAGCCCGCCGACGCCACGUCCAGUCGUUGCAGCUCGUUCCUGGGAAGUUACAUGCGGAAGCGGCUCGCAGGGAGCCGGCAGGCGGGCCGCGGAGGGCUCGGUGCUGCCGAGCGUUGAGCGGGCGGGCCCGUGCCGGUGGCGGGGCUGCGGCCGCCGCGCUCGGAGGGAGGUGCCGGCCGGGCGCCCCCCGUGGGGAGCCCCGGGCGGGGCUGGCGCGGCGCGGACUUUUGUCCUAGUUGAGUCCCCUCCCCGUGGGCCGGGCCUUUCCGGCGCCCCCGCCCCGCUCGCUCCCGGGAGAUGUUUAUCUGGGCAGCUGCGUGAGGAGCCGGUGGCUGGCGGCGAGGAGUCUCGGGUCCGAGGAGUGUCGUGUGGCACCGGAGAGACAAGAUGUCUGCCAGGGCCGCGGCCGCCAAGGUGCGCGCUUCGGGGCCCCGUUCCGCCGGGGGCCCGUCUCCCUCCUCCUGCGGGCUGGCUGCCGGGCCGGGGCCCGAGGAGCGGGCGGCCGGCCGGGGGUGGGGACGGCUGGGGCCCAGGCAGGUGCAUCGCGGCGGCGUCGCUGGCAGUCCCCGGCUCAUUCCUGCGCGGGGAGGGAGCAGGGCGGGCGGGAACGCGCAACAGGUCCCGCCGGGAAGCCGGGCGCGGGGAGCGGAGGUCGGGCCGGAGCCACCCCGGUGGGCGGCGGCUGCUGUCUUUGCCGGAGUGGUUGGUCCCUGGCGAAACCGUGUGGUUUCGAUCUGAUGUCACUGUCGCUGGUAUGCGCGCGCCCGCGACAAGACAUUGGGACGGCAAACACUCAGCCCGUGUGGAUUCUCAGUAUCGAUAUGAAGUGAGCACUACUGUUAUUCCCCAGUUUAUGGAUGAGGAGAUUGAAACACAGAGAGAUAAAAACACAGCAAUGGAGGAAACAGCUAUAUGGGAACAACACACAGUGACACUUCACAGGGCUCCUGGAUUUGGAUUUGGAAUUGCAAUAUCUGGUGGAAGAGAUAAUCCUCAUUUCCAGAGUGGGGAAACCUCGAUAGUGAUUUCAGAUGUGCUUAAAGGAGGACCCGCAGAAGGGCAGCUGCAGGAAAAUGACCGAGUCGCGAUGGUUAAUGGUGUUUCAAUGGAUAAUGUUGAACAUGCUUUUGCUGUUCAGCAACUAAGGAAAAGUGGAAAAAAUGCAAAAAUUACCAUUCGAAGGAAAAAGAAAGUUCAGAUACCAGUAAGUCGUCCUGAUCCUGAACCAGUAUCUGAGAAUGAAGAAGAUAGUUAUGAUGAGGAAGUACACGACCCGAGAAGUGGCCGUGGGGGCAUGGUUAACAGGAGGAGUGAAAAGAGCUGGGCCAGGGAUAGAAGUGCAAGUCGAGAGAGGAGUCUGUCUCCGCGAUCUGAUAGGCGAUCUGUGGCUUCCAGUCAACCUGCCAGACCCACCAAAGUCACACUGGUGAAAUCCCGGAAAAACGAAGAAUAUGGUCUUCGAUUGGCCAGCCAUAUAUUUGUAAAGGAAAUUUCACAAGAUAGUUUGGCAGCAAGAGAUGGCAAUAUUCAAGAAGGCGAUGUUGUAUUGAAGAUAAAUGGUACCGUGACGGAAAAUAUGUCAUUGACAGAUGCAAAGACAUUGAUAGAGAGGUCUAAAGGCAAGUUAAAGAUGGUAGUUCAGAGAGAUGAGCGGGCUACCCUGCUGAAUGUCCCUGAUCUUUCUGACAGUAUCCACUCUGCUAAUGCCUCUGAGAGAGAUGACAUUUCAGAAAUUCAGUCACUGGCAUCAGAUCAUUCCGGUCGAUCACACGACCGGCCUCCCCGUCACAACCGAUCACGAUCUCCUGACCAGCGGUCAGAGCCUUCUGACCAUUCUAGACAGUCUCCACAGCAGCCCAGCAAUGGCAGUCUCCGGAGCAGAGAGGAAGAGAGAAUUUCUAAACCCGGGGCUGUCUCAACUCCUGUAAAGCAUGCAGAUGAUCACACACCUAAAACAGUGGAAGAAGUUGUAGUUGAAAGAAAUGAGAAACAAACACCCAGUCUUCCAGAACCAAAGCCUGUGUAUGCUCAGGUUGGACAGCCAGAUGUGGAUUUACCUGUCAGUCCAUCUGAUGGGAUCCUGCCUAAUGCAACUCAUGAAGAUGGGAUUCUUCGGCCCAGCAUGAAAUUAGUAAAAUUCAGGAAAGGAGAUAGUGUGGGUUUGCGGCUGGCCGGUGGAAAUGAUGUUGGAAUAUUUGUAGCUGGCGUUCUUGAAGAUAGCCCUGCUGCCAAAGAAGGCUUGGAAGAGGGUGAUCAGAUUCUCAGGGUAAACAACGUAGACUUCACAAAUAUCAUAAGAGAAGAAGCUGUCCUUUUUCUGCUUGACCUGCCAAAAGGAGAAGAAGUGACCAUACUGGCUCAGAAGAAGAAGGAUGUUUAUCGUCGCAUCGUAGAAUCAGAUGUAGGAGAUUCUUUCUAUAUUAGAACCCAUUUUGAAUAUGAAAAGGAAUCUCCCUAUGGACUUAGUUUUAACAAAGGAGAGGUGUUCCGUGUUGUGGAUACUUUGUACAACGGAAAACUGGGCUCUUGGCUUGCUAUUCGAAUUGGCAAAAAUCAUAAGGAGGUAGAACGAGGCAUCAUCCCUAAUAAGAACAGAGCUGAGCAGUUAGCCAGUGUACAGUACACACUUCCAAAGACGGCAGGAGGAGACCGCGCCGACUUCUGGAGAUUCCGAGGUCUGCGUAGCUCCAAGAGAAAUCUGCGCAAGAGCAGAGAAGAUUUGUCAGCUCAGCCGGUUCAGACAAAGUUCCCAGCAUAUGAGAGAGUUGUUCUUCGAGAAGCUGGAUUUCUGAGGCCUGUAACCAUCUUUGGACCAAUAGCUGAUGUUGCCAGAGAAAAGCUGGCCAGAGAAGAACCAGAUAUUUAUCAGAUUGCAAAAAGUGAACCUCGAGAUGCUGGAACUGACCAACGGAGCUCUGGCAUUAUUCGCCUUCAUACAAUAAAGCAAAUAAUAGAUCAAGAUAAACAUGCUUUAUUGGAUGUGACACCAAAUGCAGUUGAUCGUCUGAAUUACGCCCAGUGGUAUCCAAUUGUAGUGUUCCUUAACCCUGAUUCUAAGCAAGGUGUGAAAACAAUGAGGAUGAGGUUGUGUCCAGAAUCUCGGAAAAGCGCCAGGAAAUUAUAUGAGCGGUCUCAUAAACUUCGUAAAAAUAAUCACCAUCUUUUUACAACUACAAUUAAUUUAAAUUCAAUGAAUGAUGGUUGGUAUGGCGCAUUGAAAGAAGCAAUUCAGCAACAACAGAACCAGUUGGUGUGGGUUUCUGAGGGAAAGGCGGAUGGUGCUACAAGUGAUGACCUUGAUUUGCAUGAUGAUCGUCUGUCCUACCUGUCAGCCCCAGGUAGUGAAUACUCAAUGUAUAGCACGGACAGUAGACAUACUUCUGACUAUGAAGAUACAGAUACAGAAGGCGGGGCCUACACUGAUCAAGAACUAGAUGAGACUCUUAAUGAUGAGGUGGGGACUCCCCCGGAGUCUGCCAUUACACGGUCCUCUGAGCCUGUCAGAGAGGACUCCUCUGGAAUGCAUCAUGACCACCAGACAUAUCCUCCUUACUCACCACAAGCGCAGCCACAGCCAGUUCAUAGAAUAGACUCCCCUGGACUUAAGACAGCCUCUCAACAGAAAGCAGAAGCCUCAUCUCCAGGCCCUUACCUUUCGCCUGAAACAAACCCAGCAUCAUCAACCUCUGCUGUUAAUCCUAAUGUAAACUUAACUAAUGUCAGACUGGAGGAGCCCACCCCAGCUCCUUUCACCUCUGACUCACCACAAGCUGAUUCUUUAAGAGCACCACGCACUGAGGCAGCUCACAUAAUGCUAAGAGGUCAAGAGCCAUCAUUGUCGUCGCAUGUAGAUCCAGCAAAGGUAUAUAGGAAGGAUCCCUAUCCUGAGGAAGUGAUGAGACAGAACCAUGUUUUGAAGCAGCCAGCUGUUGCUCACCCAGGGCAGAGGCUAGACAAGGAGCCCAGUCUGAGCUAUGAGCCGCAGCCCCCAUACGCAGAGAGACAGGCCAGCAGGGACGUGGAGCAGCCUGCCUACAGAUACGACUCCUCAAACUACGCAGACCAGUUUCCUCGAAACUAUGACCAUCGUCUGCGCUAUGACGACCGCAUCCCUGCGUAUGAGGAGCAGUGGUCCUAUUAUGAUGACAAACAGCCGUACCAGCCCCGGCCUUCUUUUGAUAAUCAGCAUCCGCGAGACCUGGACUCCAGACAGCAUCCCGAGGAGUCCUCAGAACGAGGGUAUUUCCCACGUUUUGAGGAGCCAACCCCUCUGUCCUAUGAAAGCCGACCGCGCUACGACCCGCCACUCAGGACCUCCACCCUGCGGCACGAAGAGCAGCUCGCUCCUGGGUUUGACGUGCACGGGAGGUACAGGCCAGACGCGCAGCCCUACUCCUCCACAGGCCCCAAGGCGUCUGAGCCUAAGCAGUAUUUUGACCAGUACUCACGGAGUUAUGAGCAGGUCCCGCCCCAAGGCUUCACCUCCAAAGCAGGCCCGGGCCACUACGAGCCUCUCCACGGUGCUGCCCUUGUCCCGCCUCAGCACAAGCCGGAAGUGCCGCCCGCAAGUACCAAACCACUGCCUCCACCUCCAGCUCUGGUCGAGGAAGAGGAAGACCCAGCGAUGAAGCCACAGUCAGUGCUCACCAGAGUGAAAAUGUUUGAAAACAAAAGGUCUGCAUCAGUGGAGAACAAGAAGGACGAAAACCAUAACUCUGGUUUCAAGCCUCCAGAGGUCACGUCUAAACCUGCAGGUGCUCCCGUCCUGGGUCCUAAAGCCCCUGCUCAGAAUCAGCUCAUUGAACACGACAGAACACUGCACAGGAUCCCCGAACCGCAAAAACCUCAAAUGAAGCCGCCUGAAGACAUUGUUCGGUCAAAUCAUUAUGAUCCUGAGGAAGAUGAAGAAUACUAUCGAAAACAGCUCUCCUACUUUGAUCGAAGAAGUUUUGAGAGCAAGCCUUCUGCACAUGUCCCUGCCAGCCACCUCUCAGAGCCCGCCAAGCCGGUUCAUUCUCAGAGUCAGCCACAGUUUUCUAGUUACUCUUCCAAGGGGAAGUCUGCUGAGGCUGAAGCUGUGGACAGGCCGUUUGGGGAGAAGCGCUAUGACCCACUGCAGGCCACACAGCCUCCUCCACCGCCGCCCGCCCAGUACAGCCAGGCCGCCCAGCCCGGCCCCAGCACCACCCUCAGCCUCCAUUCACACACCAAGGGGACACUCGGCGAAGGUAAUUCCAUGUCAUUGGAUUUUCACAGCUCUUUAGUGUCCAAACCAGACCCACCUCCAUCUCAGAAUAAGCCAGCAGCUUACAGACCAGCCAACCGAGAAGACGCUGCACAGUCUGCUUUCUAUCCCCAGAAAACUUUCCCAGAUAAAGCCCCAGCUAACGGGGCCGAACAGACUCAGAAAACGAUCACUCCAGCAUACAAUCGAUUCACACCAAAACCAUAUACAAGUUCUGCGCGGCCAUUUGAACGCAAGUUUGAAAGUCCUAAAUUCAGUCACAAUCUCCUGACGAGUGAAACUGCACAUAAACCUGACUUGUCUUCCAAAGCCCCCACUUCUCCAAAAACUCUGGUGAAAGCACACAGUUCCACGCAGCCUCUGGAGUUUGACAGUGGAGUUGAGACGUUCUCGGUCCACGCAGAUAAUAAGCCUAAAUAUCAAGUAAACAGUAUCAGCACAGGGCCUAAAGCUGUGCCCGUGAGUCCCUCAGCUGUAGAAGAGGAUGAAGAUGAGGAUGGUCACACUGUGGUGGCCACCGCCCGCGGCGUAUUUAACAGCAAUGGUGGGGUGCUGAGCUCCAUAGAGACCGGCGUUAGUAUCAUUAUCCCACAGGGAGCCAUUCCUGAGGGAGUCGAGCAGGAAAUCUAUUUCAAGGUCUGCCGAGACAACAGCAUCCUCCCGCCUUUGGAUAAGGAGAAAGGUGAGACCCUGCUGAGCCCCUUAGUGAUGUGCGGGCCCCAUGGCCUCAAGUUCCUGAAGCCCGUGGAGCUGCGCUUACCACACUGUGCGUCCAUGACUCCUGACGGUUGGUCUUUUGCUCUAAAAUCAUCCGACUCCUCGUCGGGCGAUCCUAAAACCUGGCAAAACAAGUGUCUUCCUGGAGAUCCAAAUUAUCUUGUUGGAGCAAACUGUGUUUCUGUCCUGAUUGACCACUUUUAA